Messenger RNA from Sinocyclocheilus anshuiensis, 660 nucleotides. RefSeq names its product macrophage migration inhibitory factor-like. Gene Ontology annotation, molecular function: phenylpyruvate tautomerase activity; cytokine activity. The record is from RefSeq and is a predicted model, not a curated record. The coding region runs from base 147 to 494 and encodes 115 amino acids. NCBI's taxonomy places the organism in Eukaryota, Metazoa, Chordata, Actinopteri, Cypriniformes, Cyprinidae. The transcript has 3 exons.
CCAUUAAAUUUAAAAGAAGAAGACGUACUAGCAUCGCGGUUACUUACCUUAUUCAACCCGGGCUCACAUCUGGAUACAUCCCCGACUGUGUCUGAUCCUUCCACCGUGCACUAUUUUAAAGUAAGAGCUGUCUCUUCGUUGCAGUCAUGCCGAUGUUCGUGGUGAACACAAAUGUUGCAAAGGACGCGGUUCCUGCUGAGCUGCUCUCGGAGGCCACGCAGGAGCUUGCCAAAGCGAUGGGCAAACCCGCGCAGUACAUCGCCAUACACAUCAUCCCGGAUCAGAUGAUGAUGUUUGGGGGCAAAGGAGAUCCGUGCGCGCUCUGCUCUCUCACCAGCAUCGGCAAGAUUGGGGGCACGCAAAAUAAGCAGUACUCCAAACUACUUAUGGGCCUUCUUAACAAACACCUUGGAAUUUCACCUGACAGGAUCUAUAUAAACUUUGUUGAUAUGGAUGCAGCCAAUGUGGCUUGGAACAGCACCACCUUUGGUUAAAGAAUAUGGAUUUUUGGCUUGAUAUAAGGCAGUUUUAUUCCAGCUCUAUUCAGAGAAAAGCUUUUGGAACCAUAAUGCUAUCAGUCGAUUAAGUCUUAACUCACGGCACUUACUGCUUGCAGCAGACAACAUCUUGCUUUGACAAUAAAGCUUUCUUUAAACUGUA